Messenger RNA from Erigeron canadensis, 1107 nucleotides. RefSeq names its product aquaporin SIP1-2-like. Gene Ontology annotation, biological process: transmembrane transport. Bases 38 to 769 code for a protein of 243 amino acids. Gene Ontology annotation, molecular function: water channel activity. Lineage: Eukaryota; Viridiplantae; Streptophyta; Magnoliopsida; Asterales; Asteraceae. The transcript has 3 exons. The record is from RefSeq and is a predicted model, not a curated record. Gene Ontology annotation, cellular component: membrane.
CAAAAAAAAAAAAAAACCAAAAAAAGAUUAAACAAAAAUGGGUGGGGUGGUGAAAGCAGCAAUAGGUGAUGCAAUUGUGACAUUCAUGUGGAUAAUAUGUGCAUCAACACUUGGUGCUGCAACUUCUAUUAUUUCAAACUUUUUUCAUAAAAAUGAUGAUCCCAUGGCCAUCUUUGCAAUCACUGCCUCACUUAUAUUUGUAAUCUCUUUUUUGUUUGGAAUUAUUAGUGAGGCUUUUGGUGGUGCCAGUUUUAAUGCUACCGGCACUGUUGCUUUUUAUAUUGCUGGUGUUCAUGCUGAUGAUGAUUCUUUUAUGUCCACUGCUGUUCGCUUUCCAGCUCAGGCAGUUGGUGCGGUUGGUGGUGUAUUGCUGCUUACGGAGAUGAUGCCAUUACAAUAUAAACAUAUGCUAGAAGGACCUUCUUUGAAAGUUGACUUGCAUACUGGAGCGAUUGCUGAGGGGGUGUUGACUUUUGCUAUUACCUUUGUUGUUCUAUGGAUUAUCAUCAAGGGUCCUAAGAGCUUCUUUAUAAAGAAUUGGAUGCUCUCCUUUGCGACUAUGGCAGUGAUUAUUCCUGGUUCAAGUUAUACCGGUCCUUCAAUGAACCCUGCUAAUGCAUUUGGGUGGGCGUAUGUUAAUAAUAAACACAAUACAUGGGAGCAAUUCUAUGUUUACUGGAUAUGUCCAUCAUUAGGGGCUAUCUUGGCUGCUUGGUGUUACCGGCUUGUCUUCCCACCUCAACCGGCUUCAAAGACGAAAACAGCCUAAAGAAGGCAAAAGUAAGCUUUCAUUAUCAACGGAACAAUGGUAGGAGAUUCGUGAAAGAGUCAAGAGUAAGCCUUUAUUAUUAAUGGAACAAUGGCAGGGUGAUUCGUUUUCUUUAGGCAUAAUAAGUCGUAUUGUAUGUUAUUUGUCCAUCAUUAGUUAGCAUUUGUAGAUUAGGGACAUUUUACAGUUAUAGAAUAAAUUAUACAUAUGAUUUCUUUAAAAACUAUCGCCAACUUGUGUAUUUAUGCAUAUAUAACGCAAAUGUACAUUGAAUUGAAAAGGUCGCUCAUCAUAUCGUGAGACACUGUUGAAUCUGAUAACCAAGUGUUUCCUAUCGA